Fusarium tjaetaba is the source of this 1362-nucleotide messenger RNA. RefSeq names its product initiator tRNA phosphoribosyl transferase. The transcript is spliced from 3 exons. Gene Ontology annotation, biological process: charged-tRNA amino acid modification. Gene Ontology annotation, cellular component: cytoplasm. Lineage: Eukaryota; Fungi; Ascomycota; Sordariomycetes; Hypocreales; Nectriaceae. The record is from RefSeq and is a predicted model, not a curated record. The coding region runs from base 1 to 1362 and encodes 453 amino acids. Gene Ontology annotation, molecular function: tRNA adenosine(64)-2'-O-ribosylphosphate transferase activity.
AUGCCCGAACCCCGCUUCUCCGAUCUGAUCCUCCCUCAAAAUGAACAACUCUCCAUGUCCCAACUCAUGGCGUCUUUCAAACGCACCACACUUACAAUCCACAACCGUCUGACUAGCAUCCAAACUGACGCUGACUUUGUGGAUGCGGUGUCUCAAGCAUAUAGCCCCCGAACCCUUGUGGCUAAUGAACGUUGUGGAAGUUGGUAUAUUCCGCCUGAGCGUAAAGGUGCAAGUGCGUAUUUUAAGAGUACAGAUGGCCAUGAGAGGGCGUGGAAGUUUAGCACCAGACGGUUGAACUUGCAUUUGGUGGAGAUUAUUGAGAAUAACGAUGGUAUCAUAAUCGUCGACUCUACUCGCCGUGGAAAGAGGAUGCCUGAUGCCCUUUCAUCGACAAUUCCUAUCUGGUGCACAGUCCUCAACCUCACUCUUCUCCCCUCAAACCCAUCCUCAGCAAAUCUCUAUCUGCCAGCUCAUCUCCCCGCAACAACACACUCCCAAAUAUGCGCACUCAUCCCUGAAUUCGUUGCUUCCUUCAAGGCACUCAAUCUCAAUCUUCCAACAUGUCUGACAAAACCACUCCGCCCAUUCUGGGUAACCCCAGACUCAUCUCUUCCCUCUGUCCAAGACACAUCCUCCAUAUUUGAAGACUUCCGCCCUGUCAUCUGCUGCACGGCUAGUCGCCGAGUUAUAGGCAGCGAGAUGGAUGAGGGAGGAUACAUUCAAGGUGCGGCUGACGAUACUGAGAUGUGGGCGCAUGAUCUUACGGCGCCUUUGUUUUGGGAGAAUAUUGAUGAGCUUCUCAAGACGCCAGAGGCUGAACUGCCAAAUCUGAUCUCCAGACUAGUCAGCGACCAUGCUGCUAGCAAGAAGAACGAAGGAACACAGAUAGAGCUGACACCACACCUUUCAGUUUGCCCUCUGCCACUUCACGCUAGCCCCUCAGAAUGUCGAAUUGCAGUAACUCAAGACACGACACCAAAGGACAACUGGAUAAAGUCCAAGACUUACAUGCAAGCCGGCCUUGGCAAGAACAAGCUGGCUAGUCGCAACCUUCGCACUUCUCUACCUGAAAUAUGCGACUUUGCUGCUAAAUAUCUUGCCUCGGCCACAGAGCCUGAUCAGCAACGGAUUGUGAUGGCAUGUGAAUCAGGGCGAGAUCUAUCAGUCGGAGUGGCCCUCGCGAUAUCAUGCUACCUAUUUGAUGAUGACGGGAACAUCAGAAAAUCAACAGAAGACAUAUCAUUUACAAAGACUUUCAUAAAGUCGAGAUUGGGUGUCAUUAUGACAGCUUACCCAGGCGCCAAUCCUAGCCGGGCCACUCUACAGAGUGUCAAUAGCUUUUUGAUGGACUGGCGAAAAUGA